AUGGACCACGUGUACACGAGCACAAAGACUCAUCGGGAAAGAGGGCUCGCCGUUUGUGAGUCGCCCCUUGACCACCACCUCUCACCAGCACUCCGUCAGCCUGAAGUACAAAGAGACGAGCAAGACAUGCCAGAAGCGCACACAAGCAACCGGGAGAGGCCGACUUACAGUCAAGUAUAUCGGGCUUACGAGACGAAUCGCUCUACCCUCUUGCAAACAAGAGAGGACCUGGAGAAGGUCGUGGCGGUAGCGCGGGCACGCGAACGGGAGUUGCUGGUCGAGCGCGAUAACGCUCGCCUCCUACAAGAGCAGCUGCAUGUUCUAACUGUGAAGUUAGCCGAGCGCGAAAACGCGCUGCGUCAGGAGCGAGAGAAGCGCCUCGCGGCCGAAGACCUUCUUGCGAAGCGCACUGUUGAACUGGAUGCGGCGAAUGCGUUGCUCCCCGCGGCUGAGUCCAUCACCGACUCGCACAUAAUCGAGCUUGUCCAAAGCGUGAAUUAUGAAGUGGCACAGACUGCAACGCUGCUAGCCGAUGCAUACGAAGGGCGCCCUCGUAUCAAGCCGUCCACUAGGUUGUUAGCCUCUUUACAUCCUAAUGCGCUGGCGAAUAUAGAGGAAUGCGGCGCAGGACGUAUACUGCAACAGCACACUCAAGUCGAUCCCACGACGGCCUUGCAGAUAGGUCUCCAAGCUACGUUGGUUGAUAUCGCACGCAUAUUCUUGUCAACGGAGGCGUUCAGCCAAUUUGCGGGAUUUGAUUCCGUACUUCAAAUUUUGAAGGCAAAUGAACAAGACCAUGUGGCUCGGCAUUGGUACUCCUUGACGCACAAGUAUGCUCGUCAGGGCAUGUCCGACAUCACGGAUAAGGAGCUAGCUGGACGAAUAGCCAUGUAUUUGAGUGAGGCUAUCGUCCUUGCUGGUUACGAGCCCACUUUCGAGAUCCAGGCCAACGCCGCCCGAGUCCUUUCCAUGGCAGAAACACAGCUUGUAGAUAUCGGCCGUCUUCUACUGGAUCUGGACACCAUCCUCGGCGAGAAGGUGGCAAAAGGAUGGAUGGAGUCCACCACAUGUCGCAAUGGUGUACCGUUUGAGCCCGGUUGCAUGGAGGCAGCGUUUCAGGGAGAAGUCGUACUCGGGGAGGCGGAUGUUGUUUGCACGACAGCUUUCGAAUUAGUGACCUGCCACGCGCAAGUUUCUCUGAAUUUCCGUAUGUGCCCCAAUAUCAACUUUGCCUACAGGUUCGCAUCCGAGAAGGAGAGGAGGCGUGAUGCGCGUCGGAAGAGAGAACUGUCCGAGCCCGCAUGGCGCGCGCGGAGCUGUCAGGGAUGCGGCCGACGGGCCGGAACGGCCGCCGCCAGCUCACGAAGUGGUUACGCAGCAGCGAUCUUGCUCCCUCCCGCCAUGCGUGCCGUCCAUAUUGAGACGUCUAUACCACUCUGA
This is a messenger RNA of Peniophora sp. CBMAI 1063, 1440 nucleotides long. NCBI's taxonomy places the organism in Eukaryota, Fungi, Basidiomycota, Agaricomycetes, Russulales, Peniophoraceae. The record is from the annotation of a GenBank genome assembly.